CCCCCAUUGAAACUAGUUGCGGUUCAACAUAUCACCGUCGACCGCAAUUGGACGGCGGCCAGAGUGUCUCAGCGUCUCACGUCGCUGGCGCGAUUAUUGGGCAGACGCACCGCGCCCGUCGGAUUAGGUUGUCGCAGCUCUUCCAUAUAACCCGCUUUGCAGCCAUGUCACAGCUCACGCGUGCGCACAUACUAGAUCCCGCGCAGCCUCCUGAUGCCGGUCCUCCGCCGGCGCCCAGUUCUUCUAAUGAAGGGAGGCGACCACACAUCCCUUCAACAGCAGUACGCUGCGACAUAUGCAGCAUCCUGCUCGACGACAUGCAGGCAUACCGCAUGCACAUGCAGGGCGGCGCACACAAGCGCGCUCUGACGGAGCUGGCCGUCGCCUCCGCCAGCUCCGGGUACAUCCGCUGCCCCAUCUGCGAGCGCGACCUCCCGGCGGCGCGCUGGGGAUCCCACGUAGAGGGAGAUCAGUAUCACCGCAGGCGCCAGCAGUACGCAGAUGUGACCGCACAGACGCAGUCGGCGCAGCUGAACCGGAACGGCGUGUCGGUGACGGGCGAGGCGGGUGGCAUCGACUUCGGCACUGUCGAGGUUGACUCUGUACAUGCGUUUUCUGCGGAGUGCACCCUGGAAGUGACGGUGUCCAAUGACGAUCCGGGGACCCUGAUUUCCCUUGCGCUCAUCAAGUUCUCCUCGUCCUAUAGGGGAACCCAGAGCUCCAGGUACGCCACUUGCCCUACCCACACCUUCUCCGCCGUCCUGCGCGGCGCCUCGCGCUUCGUCAACGACGGCAAGCCGCGCACGGUCCUCAUCACCUUCCACUCCUCGUACGUCGGCCGCUUCGAGGACAUGCUCGAGUUCGAGUUCCACGACGUGCGCCGGAAGGAGCGCUUCGUGAUCCUGCGGCGCGUGCAAGCCGUCGUCGGGCCCGCGGCCGAUUACGACGCGCUCAAGUCCAAGGGCCCGUACCGCCGACCCAUCUUCCGCCCGCUCGAGCCGACUCCGCACGCCGUCCCUACGAGGCGCCCCCCGACAUGGAGCAAGGUGCGGUGGGCGGUCAAGCUGCCGGAGUUUCCCGUCCCGAAGGCGUUGGCGGACGUAUUGAAUGCAGCGAAUGUGAAGAAGACCGUGGGCGAGAUCCGUGGCAGGUUCAUGCCUGGGGAUUUGAACAUGGGGACGUACGGCAAGUUCUGGAGCACGCUGCUCCAUUCCGAGGAGUGGCAACAGAGGUUUGUUAUACUGAAUAUGCCCGUUGUUAGUGUGGAUUGGCGCACUCGCAUCCCGGGUCUCAGAGAGGACAAGCCCAUAGUGCGAGUCGGAGACAAUCUCCUCGUGUGCAAGCAGGACUUUAACAUCUGGCACGAAGCCGUGGUCCACGAGGACUUCUUGCCGGAACUGCUCGUCGACGUCAAGUUCCAGCUGAAUCGCAUGCCGUGGCGGCGGCGCCAGCAGGCGGUCGUGCUCGACAACAACCAGUCUCGCAUUCUGUUUCCUACUAGCACGGAGAUCGGUGCCUUCGAUUUCAAUGACCAAACUCUCAUCGAUAAUCCGGAACAGAAGGAAGUAGUCGCGGCCAUAUCCAAUGCCCUCCAGGCAGCCCCUGGUACUGGCAAGACGGUGACCUGGUCGAGUCAGCCCUCCAGAUCCUCAAAACAACCGGAGGCGCGCCUGCUCAUGUGCGCACCGACGAACAUCGCCGCCGACCAGCUCGCGUUCAAGCUAAGGGAAUGGGCUCAAUGCCUCUGGCAUGCUCGAGGAUUUCUGCAUGAUAACGGGAACAGGGUGUAUGCCAUGCCUGAAGCCGAAGUCCUGAAGUCUUUCAGGGUCGUCGUGACGACCUGCGUGUCUGCGGCUGUCCCGCAUGGCCUGGGCCUUGCCAGCGGCUGGUUUACGCAUGUGUUCGUUGACGAGGCGGGCCACUCUCGCCGACGCGAACACGAACAUCGUUCUUGCGGAGACACCAAGCAGCUGGGUCCGGUCAUCCACUCGAGCAUCGCUCGCCAACUCGGACUGGGCAUGCCAGUCUAUGAUCUGAGCGCUUACAGAGGAAUAACGAUCACGAAGCUCGUAAAGCAUUUCAGGUCGCACCCCGCGAUCAUUGCCAUGCUUCGGUCGACGUGCCUAGAUGGCCUGACACCUAAGUUCCCGAUCGUAUUCCACGGUGUCGGUGGCAGGGAUGAGCAGGAGGAAGAGGCAUCGCUGGUCGCAAAGUAUUGCGAGGAGCUCAUCAAAGACCGGAAGGUUCCUCUUAAUGCAAAGGACAUCGGAAUCAUCAGCCCGUACACUGCGCAAUGCGGAAAGAUUCGCGCAUUGCUCAGACGGUCCUCAACUCGGCUAGAAGGCGUGAAGGUGGGGACCACGGAGCUUUUUCAAGGGCAGGAACGUCGCGUGAUCAUCAUAUCGACUGUACGCAGCAAUCCCGCGCAUGCGCUCAGAGACGUGCGGCAGCGGUUGGGCUUUGUCGGCGAUCCGCAGAGGUUCAACGGUCAGUCAUGUAUCGAGUAG
Messenger RNA from Fomitopsis serialis, 2507 nucleotides. Its product is annotated as P-loop containing nucleoside triphosphate hydrolase protein. Gene Ontology annotation, cellular component: cytosol; P granule. The transcript is spliced from 17 exons. Gene Ontology annotation, biological process: regulatory ncRNA-mediated post-transcriptional gene silencing. Lineage: Eukaryota; Fungi; Basidiomycota; Agaricomycetes; Polyporales; Fomitopsidaceae. Bases 165 to 2507 code for a protein of 780 amino acids. The record is from RefSeq and is a predicted model, not a curated record.